This is a messenger RNA of Carlito syrichta (Philippine tarsier), 3720 nucleotides long. RefSeq names its product platelet activating factor acetylhydrolase 1b catalytic subunit 2 (gene PAFAH1B2). NCBI's taxonomy places the organism in Eukaryota, Metazoa, Chordata, Mammalia, Primates, Tarsiidae. Bases 26 to 715 code for a protein of 229 amino acids. The record is from RefSeq and is a predicted model, not a curated record. The transcript is spliced from 5 exons.
ACAGACAUUUUUCCUCAGGUGUAGAAUGAGCCAAGGAGACACAAACCCAGCAGCUAUUCCACAUGCAGCAGAAGAUAUUCAAGGAGAUGACAGAUGGAUGUCUCAGCACAACAGAUUUGUCCUGGACUGUAAAGACAAAGAACCUGAUGUACUAUUUGUGGGAGACUCCAUGGUGCAGUUAAUGCAGCAAUAUGAGAUAUGGCGAGAACUAUUUUCUCCACUUCACGCACUGAAUUUUGGAAUUGGGGGAGAUACAACAAGACAUGUUUUAUGGAGACUAAAGAAUGGAGAACUGGAGAAUAUUAAACCUAAGGUCAUUGUUGUCUGGGUAGGAACAAACAACCAUGAAAAUACAGCAGAAGAGGUAGCAGGUGGGAUCGAGGCCAUCGUACAACUUAUCAACACAAGGCAGCCACAGGCCAAAAUCAUUGUUUUGGGUUUGUUACCUCGAGGUGAGAAGCCCAACCCUUUGAGGCAAAAGAAUGCCAAGGUGAACCAACUUCUCAAGGUUUCCCUGCCGAAGCUUGCCAAUGUACAGCUCCUGGAUAUAGAUGGGGGCUUCGUGCACUCGGACGGUGCCAUCUCCUGCCACGACAUGUUUGAUUUUCUGCAUCUCACAGGAGGGGGCUACGCAAAGAUCUGCAAACCCCUCCAUGAACUGAUCAUGCAGUUGUUGGAGGAAACACCUGAGGAGAAACAAACCACCAUUGCCUGACUGGCUCCCAUCAGUGUUAAUAGCACCCCUGCUUCCUCAGAUCAGUUGUAUCACUGGCACUACAGAACCCUUCUCUUUCUUAAGGCACUUUGCAUUGUAGGAUGUUCCUGGAUGUUCUUAUCUAGUGUUUGAAGGGGAGGAGGGAUUUAAACUGGUCCUGUACAUAGAAGGUUUGUUUGACACAGGAGAAAAUGUAGCCAAGGAAGAUUGUUUAAAUUCAUUUGAAACCAGAGGGGACUUUUUAGUUGUAUGUGUGACACAUUCAUUGGAUUAUCACUGCUUUUUCUAGGACAACAUCAAGCUUAAGUAUGGAACAAUAUGAAGAUUCUUUUCUUGGCCUUUCUUUCUAUGGAUUAUGUCAUAUAUAGUAAUUAUCAGAAUCACACCUACUUGGCUUUAAAACAGAUUUUUUUUCAACUUUUAUGGUUCAUACUUCAGUCUUUUGUUUUUAUUUUGCUUUAUUCAUAUAAAUCCUCAAUAUUUUCCUAACAUGUAGCAUCAGAUUGAACUUGCUUGUCAUUCAAAUAUGGGAGAUGCUGUAGUUACAAGUGAGUUUGUUCCACUUUCUUAAUCUUUCUCAUGCUUAGCAAGUUUUGCCCCAUUUGGGGGACUCUGGAGGGUAUUAUUUUUAUGCUGCUGAAUAUCAUGUCUAUAAUAGACCCAUGCAUGCAGCCUUUCCUCCCCUUUCCUACUUUCUCUUUCUCUCUCUCUCUCUCUUUUUUUUUUUUUUUUUUGGUCCUGGUUGACAUUACCAGCUUUCAACACGAUUUUGACCUAGGAGCUCUUUUGCUGGAAAUAUAAGUCCCCAGCCAGUUACUCUCAUUAUAUGAAUAUAGAACUCAUUCUUGUGUGGUGUUCUGUGCUAUAGAGUCUGUGUCUUACUAUCCAUAUUCAGAGUUCUGGUUUAUUUGUUUUUCUCUUAAAACCUGUUGGAGUUUCCUUUUUUUGGAAAGAAUCCAUUCCAUAACACCUGACAUUAUUUCAAGUUUUAUAAUAUCUUAAGGUAAUAUUUUAUUUUUUUAUUGGCUUAGUUUUUAAAAUUAUAUCAGUCCAAAAAAUUUGGCCUUUUCCCAUGGGGAAACAAGUGAAGCUGCUCUUCAGAAUAGAUGUUCUACCCUCCCUUCACCAUUUUAGUAAAAUGGACUAGGUUUGUUUAACUUUUAAAGUUUCUCAUUAAUGUAUCUUCAUCUGAGAAUUUCUUUCAAGAGAGUGCUUUGUAAUAAUGUUUGCUUGAGCUAUCAAAACUGCCACUUAAAAAAAAUAAUAGUAUAAUAGAUGACUUAUUGUUCAGUAUGCCUGUGGAAUUUCAACAAACUGGAUCUACGAACAUAUUUUGAACUGGACCAGGUGGGUAUUGAAGUAACCCAUCAAAGUGUGCUCUGCAGUGAUUUUGCUUAAUGUUCAGAUUCAAUAAGUAAGGUGUACGUAUGUGUUCUUCUUGCAAGGCACAUGGCAGUGCUUUUGUGUGUUGGAGGAGGGGCUGCUGGUUUGUGCUAAGACCCACUGCUGAUUGAGAGGGAUAGAAGAACUUGGGCUGAUUUUUUUCUUGGCGAGCCUCUUUCUGGAAAUAUUUUUGUUUUUGCUUUUUUCAAAUACUUUUUUGAAUGUAUCAUGUCUUCAUUAACAGAAAAUACACAUGGUAUUUACUAAACUUGUUUACUAUAUUAAAAUUUCCUUUUUAUUUUUUAGUAGCCCAGGUUCUUGAGUUUUUCAAGACAGGUUUGUUCUUAGGUAAGGUAUAGUUGUAUAGGAAGGAGAAUUAAGCCAGAAUUGUGUGUGUGGAGAGACAGUUUCCUAGCCAGGUCUUUUUCUGUUUGUCAGAGGGUGGGAGUGUGGUCCAAGUUAACCUACUAGGUUACUCCUACAGCAUGCGCUUUUAGCUUCUCUCUUGAUGGAGGAUCAAAUGCUCUUUGCGAGUUGAGAUUCAGCUCCUUUGCUUAAUGUAUUAACCUCAGGUGUUACUACAUUUUAUAUCUACCAGAGCUAUUCAAGCAAUAGUAUUUGAACCACUAGCCUUUUACAUAAAAUUCUGCCCCAUUACUAAUGUGCAGAUACUGAGUUCAGUUGCAUUUCUUGCCAGAUUUCUUUGCACUGCUUUAGGCAAAAAGUGUUCAUCUAUUUUUCUUGAUUGAUAUCCCAGGUUGCUUCAGUGACAGAACUUACUGCUUAGUCUUUGUACUUUUUUUUCAAUCUAUAAAUUUAAUGCACUGUCCAAGUGAAAUGUCCUAGUUGUCAUUGUGAUUAAGGAGCCAACUUUCCAGGCAGCUAGCAGAGAUAUCAUUCUGUUCCUCUCCCAGCAAAUUGUAAUUCCUUCGCCAACACAUUCCUGCUACACUAGAUGGCAGCCUGUGAUGGAACUGUAAAGAUGACUGUGACCAUAUUUCGAAUAUGGCAAGUUGAAGAUGUACUGCCAAGGGUGAUCGAGGGCCGGUGGUUUUCCUGUUCACAUAUUCUAGAUUGCCAUAGGCAGUGCUCUGCCUACCACCUUGGGUCGAUUUGUACUGUUGAGGGCAUUGUCUAAUGAACCCUUUAUCAAAAUCUUUAACAUAACAAAACAAAUCUUGAGUAGCUCAUGCCCUGCUCUUAAGUAUACUGUCUCAUUGUUUUUUCAACUUUUUUUCUUAUUUUUUUUAACCUAGUCACUGUUUACAGUUGUAUACUAAAGCCUGAAAUUUUGUCUGUGCUGUGGUGUAUGAGCAUUGCCAAUUUUAUAUUUAUUGCAGUGAAGAAGAAACUAAAAAUAUAUGAAAACGAGGAGCAUGUCCAGGCUCCUAAAGCUGUGUGGGUGCAUGUGGGAGAAGUGAGUUGGGGCCUCUUGAAGGGAGUCUUAUUGGAGAGGGGUCUCCAGGCUUCUCCUUGGUGUUCCUACUUGGGGUCACUGCUGCUAGCUGACUGGACCUUCCCAGUGGAAGUUUGUGAUUCUGCUUUGGCAAAGUUCCAUUGACUAGUAGAACUCAUUCUGUUUUAGUGUAUAUUUCAAUAUAAAUGUAAACAUUUCGCUCAAA